Molecule: messenger RNA, 1136 nt
Organism: Asparagus officinalis (garden asparagus)
Lineage: Eukaryota; Viridiplantae; Streptophyta; Magnoliopsida; Asparagales; Asparagaceae
Product: cytokinin riboside 5'-monophosphate phosphoribohydrolase LOG8-like
Exons: 7
Coding region: 60-791 (243 amino acids)
Biological process (GO): cytokinin biosynthetic process
Cellular component (GO): cytosol; nucleus
Molecular function (GO): hydrolase activity, hydrolyzing N-glycosyl compounds
Source: RefSeq, a predicted model, not a curated record
CAAAAUAUAUUAAACUGGCACCUGCUCUUCUCUCUCCAGUAAACAAAUCAAAGAAUAAUAUGAGAGCAGAACCAACAAGUAAUGCUCAUGCUAAUGCUUCCCUUUUCAUCUUGAAAGCAACAGAAGAGGAGAGAAACAGUGUAAUAAUGGAUGGAGAGCUGCAGGAAAAGUUCAGAAAAAUAUGUGUCUUUUGUGGAAGCAACUCUGGCAACAGGACUGUAUUCAGUGAUGCUGCUCUUGAUCUGGGCAAUGAACUGGUGAAGAGGAGAAUAGAUUUGGUUUAUGGUGGGGGGAGUGUGGGGCUGAUGGGUUUGAUUUCUCAGACAGUUUAUGAUGGAGGCUGUGGUGUUCUUGGGGUUAUUCCUACAGCAUUGAUGCCUCUUGAGAUAUCUGGGCAAACCAUGGGUGAGGUAAAAGUAGUAGCUGACAUGCAUGAACGCAAAGCUGAAAUGGCUCGACAAUCAGAUGCUUUUAUUGCACUUCCUGGAGGAUAUGGAACAAUGGAAGAGCUGUUGGAGAUGAUAACAUGGUCUCAACUUGGAAUUCAUAAUAAACCAGUGGGACUCUUAAAUGUUGAUGGUUACUACAACUCUUUGCUUGCAUUAUUUGAUAAUGGUGUGGAUGAAGGUUUCAUUAAGUCAGGUGCCAGGCAAAUAGUAAUUUCUGCUCCAAAUGCUAAAGAACUGAUAAUCAAAAUGGAGCAAUAUGCACCAGGGCAUGAAGAAGUUGCAUCCCGUACAAUCUGGGAGAUUCCACACUUAGGUUAUUCAACACCACCAAAUCUCCAUUGAUGCCCAGUUCUUCUUACUAUUGCUCAUAAUCUGAUGUGAUUUUUUCUGAGAAAUUUGUGUGUGAAUUCCCAUGCCAACGGGCAUAAUUGGCCAUGCAUAUCUUUCCUCCCUCCAAUUGUUAAUAAAAGUAUCUUGCUUUGAAGCAUUUUAAUGGGUAUAUAAACAAGUAACAUGAUUUUAAGUUUGGUGAUAGAAAGCAAGAAAACGCGAGGAAGGAUGAUAAGAAGAAGAUAGUACUGUUCUAUAGAUAUCAGAAUCAAUAAUGAAAUAUCUGUAUCAUGGUUAAUAUUCAGUACAUCUCUUUAAUUAACAGAGAAAAAUAUACUACUAUGGUUGAGACUUUCA